Molecule: messenger RNA, 3745 nt
Organism: Exophiala viscosa
Lineage: Eukaryota; Fungi; Ascomycota; Eurotiomycetes; Chaetothyriales; Herpotrichiellaceae
Exons: 3
Coding region: 102-3461 (1119 amino acids)
Source: RefSeq, a predicted model, not a curated record
GACGUGACAGUUUGAUCGCUCUCUCUGGCCUUGCCAGUCAUCCCUUCGGUUCAUGGAAAAAGCAUGCGGCUAACGCAGACUUGAUCAACCUGGCCUCAUUCAUGUGGCUUCGCGACCAGCUACCUUCCGAUUUCCCUAACGUUCGCGUUCUGAUAUAUGGCUAUGACACUCGAUUACUCAAAAGUGAAUCAUUUCAGACUAUCGAGGACCUUGCAGUAUCUCUCAUUGCCCAAUUGAGGGGUAUCGGGAAGACUCAAACAUUCACCAAGCCGUUGCUGAUCUUCGCUCAUAGUCUCGGCGGCCUUCUAGUUAAACAGGCCCUCUGUUUGCUUGCGCGUUGUGGUGAGUCAGAGGCAUUUAUGCUUGAUCAAGUUCGUCUGGUGGUGUUGUUCGGUGUACCCAGUGCGGGUAUGAGAAUGGAAUACCUACUGCCCAUGGUAGAUGGUCAGCCAAAUCAGUAUCUAGUCGAAUGUUUGUCGCAAGAUGAUCCUCACGGAUUUCUGCAAACAUUGAAUGCAUCAUUCCACGGCAUUUCACGUUUGCGCCGAAUACGGCUGAUUUCGGCUUACGAGACUCAGCGGACGCGUACAGCUAAGGAAACUUCUCCCGGUGUCUGGGCUCGUGUCGGGGACCCAGUCAUCCUUGUGCCGCGAGAAUCUGCCAUCCAGAAAGGAUCGCGAAAUCCCGAAGACGUCUUCCCCAUUGAUCGUGACCAUUCAAACCUUGUGAAGUUUAGUGAAGAUGAUAUCCAUUAUGUUACUCUGCAGAGAUUCCUGCGUGAGAUUCCAGACUCGGCACCACGGAGCGACUUCAUGGGCACCAUACCUCCGAAGAUCCUAGCCGUCCCUGACUCACAACUUUUGAGGUUUGAUGGCGGCGAAGGCACGGCAACUCAAGGUGGUCUAAAGAGCCUCUGGUUUCCGGAGAUCAAUUACCGAGAAGAGCACAUUGUAACAGCUCACGACCACUCUUAUGGCUGGCUUUACGAUCCCAACCUGAGGUUCUUUGAAUGGCUGCAAAGUACGAGACGUCUUUACUGGAUCAGGGGUAAGCCUGGGUCUGGCAAAAGCACGCUGAUGAAGCACCUCCGCAAAGCCACGGGGCUUUGGAAAGGCUCUACAGGACAUGGAUCCGCCCUCCAUCAGCAAUUCGAAUACCUAUGGUUCUUCUUCAAUGCGCGUGGCUCAUACAAACAAAAGUCAUUCGAAGGUCUAUUGCGCUCAAUUUUGUUCCAGUUGGGUUCGCGAUACCCAAUUAUUGCGCAGGUAAUCGAGGAAAGACACAGAGCUAAGCAAACUAAGAAUAAGGAUGUAUGGACUGAUGACGAAUCGUUGAGGCUUUUUGAGCAUGUUAAGUGCAAGGCCAAGAUUGGCCGGCAGGUAGUGCUUUUUCUGGACGCUCUCGAUGAGUUCAACGGUUAUCCAGAGGUAAUAGCAGAAUUUCUAACCAGGCUCAGUGCCAGUCCGAACGAGAUCGCCAGCCUUGACAUCAGGAUAUGCUUCUCCAGCCGGCCAUGGGACGCAUUUGUGGAGCGCUUCGACACAUGCGACGGUUUCAAGCUCCAGGAUUGGACUCAGUCAGAUAUUGCACGCUACACAGGAUCUCGGCUUGUUGGAAUGCUCCAAUCACAAUUCCCCACACUCGAUUCGGAAUCGUCGCGAGCCCUGGAGAAGGAUGUGGCGGAGUACAUUCGACUUCAUGCGCAAGGUGUGUUUCUCUGGGUUACCAUGGUCCUCGAUGAGCUUGAAAGGGUAUCUCGCCCUCACCAAUCACCGACACUCCUUUACAAGCAACUGACCAAGCUGCCUACUGAACUUGAAGACUAUUACGGCCUCAUCAUCGAUAGGAUCGCUCCCAAAGAUCGGCUAGAGGCGUUCAUUUUGCUGGAGCUGGUGCUUCGCGACUCAUGGGGUCCCACAGAACUUGGGAAAUUGUUUCUCGCAUCAAGAUGUGCCGGGGGAAAUACACUCGAGGCCUGUGAGCAGCUCCUCAAGUCGGCCAAAACCCAGUUGCUGGAGGAAAAACACAUGGAUGUGCAUCUCAAGGACCUUUGUGGGGGCAUGCUUGAGGUCGUGGAAUCAAAUCGUGAAUCCGUUGUCCAAUUCAUGCACGAGACAGCGCGAGACUUCAUUGAACGUCCCGAGUUCAGACAACGUAUCCUGCCCCAGGAUGGUCCUAGUCUAGACUGGCUGGACGGCCACGUGUUUUGGAUCAAAUAUUGGUUUGCCUUUAGGAUUCCAAAGCAGGACAUCGGAAAGGAGUUAUACAUUUUAAAGGUCGACAGGAUGUUUGAACAUGCCUACUCCGCGGAGCACAGAACUGGGAAAAGUCUCGCAAACUUCCUGGACAGCGUGCCACAAAGCGUUUUCUCUUACUUUUCGGAGCCCCUUCAGUGGCCAAGACCGUACUUCGGGUUCUAUUCGAGUCUCUCAUUCGCAGUGCUCGCGGGACUCGAGUUGUAUGUAUCACAUCGCCUGUCAAUCGCGGCCACCGAGGGUCCACAAGGUCGCUCAAGGCUACUGAACAGAGAUUCAGAUGGGACACUCGCUCAUGGGCUCAUUCAAGAAGUCUGUCUGGGGUACAGAAGCAGAAGCAGAGACAGAGAACGCUCUCUAGGAGCAAUGACCCAACUGCUCGUGGACAGUGGUCUGAACUUCAAUAUGCGGAGGUACGAUAUGGCGGGGUACGAGUACCUGCCCAUCCAGGUGCUCUUUCAGGACCCCGACCCACAUCGGCGGCAAGGCGGUGGGGUGCAUGACGAAUGCGGUCAGGUCCUGGAUAUAUUAUUGAAAGCGGGCUGUGAUUCCAACACGCGAACUACUUAUGCACGAUCAGCGACUCUAAAUCCAUUCCCAGAAGAGGACAAUGUUCCGCAUCGUCAAGAUCAGUGUCGUUUACUCCAUGUCAGCUGGGGAAUAUUGAGCCAGACACUGCUCGCACACGGCGCCAACGUGAAUGCGUACGAUAGCCGCGGGCAUACUCCGCUGGAUGUAUGCAUUGGUGUAAAGUUCUGGCUCCUCGACACCAGAAGUGCGCGCCAGGCUCUGGAGACGGCGACGGCGCUUAUUGAAGCCGGUGCUCAUCUGAGCCAGUAUGGACACAAACAUCUCCAGAACCGAUCUUCAUGGAAUGACUUCUCGAGAAACAAGCGCGAGGAAACCGAGCGCCGUGAAAAGACAGACAAGCGAUACAUAACUGGAGCCUUUACCGAGUCGGACAGUAUGCGUGAUUUUCUGGGGCUGCGGGACGACCAUGGCGUUGCAGAACCGUCCGAUGACGCUGAGUCGUUGCAUACAGAAUUCGUUGAUCUUAUCAAAACGGCUCCUGUACUUCCCACGCCGGCAACCCGCAGGGAAUUGAAGAAACUCUAUCCCAAACGCAUUGGCAAGCCAGACGCUUUCGGGAGUCUGCGGGCUCUCUUUCGACGCUUGAGUGAGAAUACGAGGAUCGGCCCUGGCUGAGGCCACGGUCAGUCCUCUCCAUCGGGAGCUAUCAGAGUCAGUACGAGAGGCUCAACGCACACAAACGGAGCUUUAAUCGAGGAACUCUCGGCGUACCGAGAUAAAUUGACUGUCAUGCCCAACGUGUCUCCAACCCUACUUGACGCUCCAUAGCCCCAUCAAGGCAUGCUUCAAGGUGAAAGCUGGUCGGUGUUGUUCAGUUUGGCCUUUGGAGCAGCCUAGACGGAGGAUAAUGAUGAUAAUGAUAAAGCACUAACACGUGGUUGGUAGCGACGGCACGGGGC